UGAGAUAAACAUGUGCAUUUACACUUUUCAUUUGUGCUAUUAAUGCAAGAAAGAGGAGUGUAUAGCAACCCAAGAUGUGAUUUAUAGGAUGAUUGACACAUCGAGUGUAUAAUUCAUUUCAGUCAUGAGGAAAUGAAGACUCAAUGGGAGCAUCCCAAAACUGGGAAGAAGAAACGCUGUGCUGGAGCUUUGCCAUAUGGAUGGGAGCAGGAGACCGAUGAUAAAGGCCAAAUCUUCUAUGUUGACUACAUCAACAAGCGCACAACGUAUUUUGACCCUCGGCAGGCCUUCACUAUAGAGGACCUGCAGGUGAAACCCAAACGCUACGACGGGAACAGCACGGCUCUGGAGAUCCUGCAUGCUCGAGAUCUGUCUGACAGAGUGGUGCUGAUCACCGGAGCAAACUCUGGCAUCGGUUUUGAGACUGCCCGAUCUUUCGCUCUUCAUGGUGCUCAUGUGAUCCUAGCAUGCCGAAACCAAAGUCGUGCCAGUAAAGCAGUGAGUCUGAUCACGGAGGAAUGGCGCAAAGCCCGUGUUGAAGCCAUGACGCUGGAUUUGGCUUCCUUGAGGAGCGUCCGAGAGUUUGCGGAGAUCUUCAAAGCCAGGAAACUGCCGUUGCACAUCCUGGUGUGUAAUGCAGCGGUUUGCACACAGCCCUGGAAUUUAACGGAGGACGGGCUGGAAACCGCCUUUCAGAUCUGUCAUCUUGGCCAUUUCCACUUGGUUCAGCUCCUGCAGGACGUCCUGCGGCACUCCGCUCCGGCUCGGGUGGUGGUGGUUUCCUCAGAGUCUCACAGGUUCACAGAUCUGGUGGACUCGUGUGGGAAGGUGGAGCUGAACCUGCUUUCACCUCCACCGAAGGAGUACUGGUCAAUGCUAGCCUACAACCGUGCCAAACUCUGCAACAUCCUCUUCUCCAGCGAGCUGCACCGCCGCAUGUCGCCCCACGGCGUCACCUGUAAUGCACUACAUCCUGGGAACAUGAUGUACACCUCCAUCCACCGCAGCUGGUGGCUCAUGACCCUGCUCUUCACCUUCGCACGACCCUUUACCAAGUCUAUGCAUGUAAGCAGCUCUCUGGAGGAAAAGUGGGAUGAGGAGGUUAGGGAUGAUCGGGAAAGGUAUCAGCUCCAUACAUCUGCAGAUCCAUGCAUCUCACAUCGGUAAUGACCGGCUCUGCCUGCUUGGAAACACCUCUGCACCCCGAGAGCAUCAGAACUGAGGAUUUCAGCUCGGAUUGUGUUUUUGUUGGACUGAUGCGGGCUUUGAGACUAAGAUUCACUAAUGUAUUUGACCACGGGAACGAAAGCAGAUUCAUGGUUGAGGAAAGGGCCACUUCCUGUCAGAUUUCUGCAUGCAAGACAAACAAAUGUACAUGUGAACAGGAAUAUUGCAAGAUCAGCGUGUAUAACAGCUUGUACUUUGUGUAUUAACAGACCAUUAGCACACCCAGUGAUUUUGGUUUGGUUUUUAGUUCUUGUUUGUUUUGUUUUGUGGUGGUGUUCUGUUUUGUUUGCCCACUUGAAAGCAUAUCUACCCUAUACAUAUCUGACAUCUUACGCAUGUUUUUUUUUUGGCCUAUCUAUCUAUCUAUCUAUCUAUCUAUCUAUCUAUCUAUCU
Messenger RNA from Sinocyclocheilus anshuiensis, 1620 nucleotides. RefSeq names its product WW domain-containing oxidoreductase-like. The transcript has 8 exons. The record is from RefSeq and is a predicted model, not a curated record. Bases 133 to 1167 code for a protein of 344 amino acids. Gene Ontology annotation, molecular function: protein binding. Lineage: Eukaryota; Metazoa; Chordata; Actinopteri; Cypriniformes; Cyprinidae.